Messenger RNA from Botrytis deweyae, 1836 nucleotides. RefSeq lists its product as uncharacterized. Gene Ontology annotation, molecular function: protein binding. The transcript is spliced from 3 exons. NCBI's taxonomy places the organism in Eukaryota, Fungi, Ascomycota, Leotiomycetes, Helotiales, Sclerotiniaceae. Bases 1 to 1836 code for a protein of 611 amino acids. The record is from RefSeq and is a predicted model, not a curated record.
AUGACGACCACAAAAAUUCCAAUUGAUGGACUAUGGCGAUGUCUUUGUCCUUCUAUAGAUUCAUUCAUUCUUGCGCGUUCCAAUACCUUUAAUCAACUACCCAGAAAGUUCUUAAAUCGUCCUUGGGUUAAGAAUAAAAAGAUCCCAACAUGUUUAAAAAGUCGAUCCUUUCAUACCACUACCACGACGUCUCUGCCUGUGUUAAAUGGGCAAUAUGCUCCGAGAUCGCGACAUAGUAGAGAGAAGCUGAAUAUACCGAAACCUAUUAAUCUGGAACAACUGAAUAACGAUGAGAUUCAUGAACGAUUGAGAGAAUUGAAGACGGAAGCGGGCGCAUAUACACAAGUCGCAGAAGUGGUGGAAUAUUUGGUCAAGGUCAGACAGGAAAAACCUGCGUUGAUACAUUAUGAUGCAUUGAUUGCAGCCAAUGCGGAUCCUGAAAAUGGAAGUGUAGAGGUUGUGAGGACUUUGUUGGAAGAGAUGAAGGGGUUGAGAAUUGGUGCUGAUUCGGGACUGUAUCAUACGGUUUUACAAGUACUUGCGAUUCAUCCAGAUUAUCUUUUACGAACUCAGAUAUUGGAAGAAAUGAAGGAGCGUUGGUAUGGUUUAUCUCCAACUGGAUGGCAUAAUUUGGUCAUUGGUCUACUUCGCGAUCGUCAAUAUGAAUUGGCCAUGGACAAAUUUGAACAAAUGCAAGCAGAUCAAAUCGCAAUUAAGCCAUGGCUUUACGAUAUCUUCUUCUUUAGAUUAUGUGAACUGGAUGAGUUGGAUGAAGCUUUAAGACUGUUGAAGUCUCGAUAUGAUGAACCAGUACUGGCUAUGCAUAUGUAUUAUCACUUGCUGGAUUCAUUUGCUAGUUCAUUUCAUUAUGAAGGUACCAGUUAUAUCUGGAGACUUCUGGUUGAAACCUCGGAAAUGAAUCCUGCAGAUGGAACUUGUACCGCAGUCUUAAAUUGUGCUGCUCGUCAUGCAGACCCCAAUUUAGCUACAUCAGCCAUUGGACUUCUUUCCAAACGUAGCACUGUUCUUAGCGUGCAUCAUUAUGAAGCUCUUCUCGAAGCUUACGUCGGAAUUGAAGAUAUCAAAACUUCGUUCCGCAUUUUAAAUAUCAUGACCAAAGCAGGUCUCACACCAGACGCAAGUUCCACAAGAUCAAUAUAUCUUUGGCUAACAAAAUCAUCAUUCCAUUCUCUUGAAGGAUGGAAAAUGCUUAAAUCCUUGAAAGCGGAUGGAUAUACGAUUCCCAUUGCCGCUGUGAAUGUCGUUCUGGAAGGCAUCAUCUUCACCAAUAAUCUAAGUCACAGUCGUGACUUGGCAAUAGAUUAUUACAAAGAACUCCACCGAAUAUGCGACGCGGGUCCCAAUAUCGAAACACUCAAUACUCUUCUCCGAGGUCUGGCUCAUGGGAGAGGAUCCAAAUCUAAAGCCAUGUUCCUCGCGUCGGAAAUCCAAGCUUUGAAUCUCAAACCUGAUGAACUUACUUAUGAUCGACUCAUUUUGAUCUGUCUACAUCCGGAAAACGCAGAUUAUGAGGAUUGUUUUAGGUAUUUGGAGGAAAUGAUAUUGGUGGGGAAAGAUAAGGUUGAUGCGGCGGGGAGGAGAGGCUGGUGGAUGAGACCGGGGACUGUGGUGGCGUUGGUGAAGAGAUGCGUGGAGAGUGGAGAUGAGAGGGCCUGGCAGUUGAUGGAGGAUAUGAGGGCGAGGGGUAUGGUUAAUGAGUAUACGCGGUUGAAGGUUUGGACGGAGUUGUAUUGGCCGAAGGGGGUGGGGAAGGGGAAGGGAGGAGGGGGGGAUGUUGUAAGGGGGGAGAGGGGAGGCGAGGCGGUGGUGGGCUAG